AUGAGACUCGGUCAAAUUGCCUUCCUCGCCGUUGUGGCUGGACCCGCAGCAGCAGUUCCUACAAAGAACCAUGCAAAGAGAGCUUCGCCCUUUCAAUGGUUCGGAACAAGCGAGUCCGGAGCUGAGUUUGGCGAGGACCAAAUUCCUGGCGUCUAUGGAACCGAUUAUAUCUUCCCGGAUGCUAGCACCAUUCAAAUUUUGACUGGAAAAGGAAUGAACAUCUUCCGGGUGGACUUCCUGAUGGAACGGCUGGUACCGGACUCCAUGACAGGCGGGUUUGACGAUGCCUACCUUAGCAAUCUGACCACGACGGUCAAAGCCAUCACCGAUGCAGGAUCCCACGCCGUUCUUGAUCCGCACAACUAUGGAAGAUUCAACGGCGAGAUCAUUUCGAGCACAUCCGACUUUCAGACAUUCUGGAAGAACGUCGCAGGCGAAUUCGCUUCUAAUGAGCUGGUCAUUUUCGACACAAACAACGAGUACCACGACAUGGACCAAGACCUCGUCCUACAGCUCAACCAGGCAGCCAUUGACGGCAUCCGCGAAGCAGGAGCAACAAGCCAAUAUAUCUUCGUCGAGGGCAACUCUUGGACCGGCGCGUGGACCUGGGUCGACGUGAACGAUAACCUGAAGGACCUGACCGACCCCCAAGACAAGAUUGUCUAUGAGAUGCACCAGUACCUCGACUCGGACGGGUCAGGCACGAGCGAGAUAUGUGUUUCGACGACGAUCGGAGAAGAGCGUGUGACGGACGCGACACAGUGGCUGAAGGAUAACGGUAAGGUUGGGGUUUUAGGCGAGUUUGCCGGUGGUGUGAAUGAUGAUUGCAAGGCGGCGAUCACAGGCAUGCUUGAUUACCUGGGUGACAACUCGGAUGUGUGGCUCGGGGCAUUGUGGUGGGCUGCCGGACCUUGGUGGGGUGAUUAUAUCUUUAGUAUGGAACCUACCACUGGGGCAGCGUACACAGGCAUGUUGUCGACGCUUGAGCCAUAUCUGGAGUAA
This is a messenger RNA of Penicillium roqueforti, 1002 nucleotides long. RefSeq names its product glycoside hydrolase family 5 protein. Gene Ontology annotation, biological process: glucan catabolic process. The transcript is spliced from 6 exons. The coding region runs from base 1 to 1002 and encodes 333 amino acids. NCBI's taxonomy places the organism in Eukaryota, Fungi, Ascomycota, Eurotiomycetes, Eurotiales, Aspergillaceae. The record is from RefSeq and is a predicted model, not a curated record. Gene Ontology annotation, molecular function: hydrolase activity, hydrolyzing O-glycosyl compounds.